This is a messenger RNA of Saccharomyces mikatae IFO 1815, 720 nucleotides long. It is a transcript of the gene MCM22, whose product is annotated as Mcm22p. The record is from RefSeq and is a predicted model, not a curated record. Bases 1 to 720 code for a protein of 239 amino acids. The transcript has a single exon. Lineage: Eukaryota; Fungi; Ascomycota; Saccharomycetes; Saccharomycetales; Saccharomycetaceae.
AUGAAUACUGAGAAGGAAAUAUUGGAUAUAUACAUAAAAAAUUUGGAAAAUCAAAUUGGGAACAAACGAUAUUUUUUGAAGCAAGCUCAAAAUGCUGUUGAUGAGAUCACAAGAAGAACCGUAGAUACUGAAGAAAAACCGGCUAACCCUAGCAUCUUUGCAGAGUUAUUAAAAAAACCGAUGUUUUUAUCGGAAAGAGCAGAUCCGAUUGGCUACAGCUUGACAUCGAAUUUUCUUGCUUCGAGGGCCCAAAGUUCCAGUGAAUGGCUUUCAGUGAUGAGCGAUCAUUCAGUUGAUAAAAAAGCGAUGGUGUCGUUACAGAAAAAUAUCAACAAUGACUUGGAAGAAUUGCUAAGAAAACUAGAGCACCAACUGACCGUUAUAGAUAAUAGGAAACUGGACGAAGUCCGUGUAAGGACACCAAAAGUCAGAAAUAAGGAGCUUUGGGUCUCACUGGAGAACUUUGUGAAAAAUUUUUUAGCAUCAAAUUUGAAUAAUAAUGAUGAACCAAUAGAUGAAUUAACGAGUGAGAUCUUGGGAUUAUUGAAAAGACUGAUUGAGCAUGAUUUAAAUCUAACAUUGGGCGACUUUUCAUUUAGAACGAUGCCAAUAUACAGAUUAGGGCUUAGAGCAAAUAUAAUAACAGUAACUAGGGACUCUACAAAUCCAGAAAUUAAGUAUAUCAAACUGAUAGAUUUCAAUGAGACCAGUCUGACUUAA